Molecule: messenger RNA, 2481 nt
Organism: Alexandromys fortis (reed vole)
Lineage: Eukaryota; Metazoa; Chordata; Mammalia; Rodentia; Cricetidae
Gene: Spag8
Product: sperm associated antigen 8
Exons: 6
Coding region: 610-2034 (474 amino acids)
Biological process (GO): positive regulation of transcription by RNA polymerase II
Cellular component (GO): cytoplasm; nucleus
Molecular function (GO): microtubule binding
Source: RefSeq, a predicted model, not a curated record
AGCUCUGCUAGUUUCUAGUGGUUCAUUCUCGGUCAAAUCCCUAGAAAAAAUAAAUAAAUAGCAGUAGAAAUUUGCCUGGACGACAAGACAGAGACCUGCCUAUUGUCCUGUAAUUCCUUCAAUUUCGCUGUUAUCUCCAUAUUUGUGUGCUGAGGAUGGAGCCCAGGACCUCGGGUAUACUGGACAACAAGUACUCCUACCACUGAACUGCAUCCUUAAAUUGUUAAAUAAAAUUAAAAAAAAAAAAAAGAACUUCACUCUCUCUCUCUCUUGGUUCAUUAGGGAAUGAACCAUGAACAAAGCAAACGAGUUCAUACCGAUGUCCAUCCUGUUCUUGUCGCCAAUGCAUCCCCGUAAGUCACCUUAGUCACAAGGAAUCAAGUUGGCCAUGGAGGCGAGGGUUCACGCUAGUGGAACUUUAAAAGCCCUGGUGAGGCCGAAUGUAGCUGAGACAAUCGCAAAGCACCAAGUCUAAGACUUCCGCCCCUGGAAAGAGUUUGUUUUCUCCUGCCCUGCCCGGCCACCUCGGGUCAGCCCAGCUCUAGUUGUGCGCAGUCUCCUAGAGUUGUUUGCCGUCUCUAUGGCAACCCGGUAAGCCGGCCUCUGAAAAUGGAGACGACCGAGUCUACUGAGGAAUCUCCUCCGCUGCCAUCUUCAGAUGUACAGCCCAGCUCCGAAGGACUGGAGAGCACUUCCGAUCUCAUUCCUUCUUCGGGUGGCAGUCCUAGGUCGGCCCUAGUGGCCGUAACUGCACCAUCUGUAUUAUGUGCAGAGCAUCGUGGGCAGUAUUCUUUGCUCACAGAGCCUUCUUCCGACAGUCUUCUCGAGGUUCCCUGCCCUGGGUCCCAUCAGAUAGGCCAUGGGACGUUUGGCUACCAGCCCCUCUAUGUUUCUUACAUUCCUCGGAAUGUUCCUGCUUCUUCUUAUCCUGGAAGGAGCUCUGUUCACAGCUCUGGUCCUUGCUCUGGCUCAGGCUCUGGUCUUGGCCAGAGUUCUGAUGCUGGCAAGGACACUGCUCCUACCUAUAAGCCUAGGCCUGCCCCUGUACCAGCUCUUGCCCCUGGGCCUGAACCUGGCCCUGCUGACUCUGGACCUGGUCACAAGGUCAGCUCCAGCAUUCCUCAAGGAGGCCUCCCACCAGUUCAGUUGCCUAAUAGUAGCACAUGGUAUCAGUUCUGCUACUGUGUACCACACCGGCAACCCUGGGAACCUCUGCAAGUCUCAGAGCCUGGAGUAAGGGGGCCAUUGAAACCCCCAGAGGCUGAAGAGAAAUCUGAGUUUCUUUGUAAAACACUGCCGCGUGGCCGGUGCCUCCUUCACAACUGGGAGGAAGAGAGAGCCACCAACCAGUUGGAUGAGGUUCCAAGAUUGCAAGACGGCUCUGAGAGUUACUUCUUCCGACACGGACACCAGGGACUGCUGAGCAUGCAACUUCACUCAGCCAUGCCUGGCAGCACCACCCAGAAAGACUCAUACCAGCCCCCCAGAAAGAUCUGCCAGCCACUUCGAGGAAAGCGGGAAGCUAUGCUGGAGAUGCUCCUGCACCACCAGAUCUGUAAAGAGGCACAGGCAGAACAAGACCCUCCCAGGAAGCUCUUUGAGGCGGAGUCAGUAACACACCACGACUACACAGCAAAGAUGGUCCAAACAGGGCCUCCGGCCCCUAUAAAGGUGAGAACCCAACUCACCUUACUUGGGAAAACAGAAAACCCAGAGGUUGACCGAGAGCCCCAAAGACCAGGAGUUACUCAAUAUCUCUUCCCUCACAGCCUCAUGAUUACCGCCAAGAACAGCCUGAAACGUUCUGGAAGCAGAGAGCACCACAGCUACCGGGUGUCAGUAACAUCAGGACACUGGACACACCAUUCCGGAAGAACUGCAGCUUCUCAACACCAGUGCCUUUGUCUCUGGGACAUCCUUUGCCUUACGAACUUGAGAAUUUCCCCCACCAAAUGGGUGCAAUGUCUUCCCUUGCCUGCCAGGGAGAAGGGCAGGGGUGUGGAGGGUCGAGGACAACUCCAGCCUAAGGGUUGAGGAGGGAAGUGGAUGGGGAAUUCGGAUUCUCCUAUUGUUUAUACUACAAGUAGGUGUGGGUGGAGUUACUUCUCUGUGCUUGGUGAGGGUUUCCCAUAAAGCAUUCUCCUCCUGAAGCUGCUGACUCGUUGAAUCUGUGAGUAACCGUGCCCACACCAGUACUCUUCCUUUAGGAUGGCUUGGACCCCAGACAAAGACACCAGGAUUUGUUGUUGUUGUUUUAUACUUGGACAAAAUAUUCUGGUCUAGAUACAGAUAUUUACAAGAAGCCAGGGAGGGGGCAGGUAUAUGUACAAGCUGAGCUGCAGUGGGCAAUGACUUCCAUAUAUGGUAGAAUUCUGGGUUUUUUUUUCUGUUUGUUUUUGUUUUUUGUCUGUCUGUGUGUGUGUAUGUGUGUGUGUUUUCCAUCUCAUAUGACAAUGUCUGUUUUUGUUGUAUGGAGAGACG